Molecule: messenger RNA, 831 nt
Organism: Funneliformis geosporum
Lineage: Eukaryota; Fungi; Glomeromycota; Glomeromycetes; Glomerales; Glomeraceae
Source: the annotation of a GenBank genome assembly
AUGCACGUUUCAUCAUAUGAAACCGAAAAAGCCAGUUUAUUAGAAGGAGUUAAAACCGGUCGAGAAAGUUUAAAAACUGCUGAAAAAGCACUCACUGAAGUACUAAGGAGGCCGCAAGUCUCAUUUAUUCCUGUAGGACGCUAUGCUCAUUCUUCUGUCCUUGUUGGAGAUAAACUUUAUUUUUUUGGCGGAAUGAACAAUGAUCUUAAAUGUUUAAAUGAAGUAUUCUAUCUUGAUGUGUCUCGCCCAUUUAAAACAGCGGUCCCGCCAUGGGUUGACCUCACGCAAAAUGCCGAAAUACCAUUCAAAAGCUGCUGGGCAACUGUUUCACUAAAUGCUAAAGAACAAAUUAUUUAUUUAUUUGGCGGAUUUAUGGACAAUUCUACAGAUCAAGAUGCUUUUGUGUCAAGUAUUUAUACAUUUGGUUUUAACACUUUAAGGUGGAAUAUACCUAAUAUCAGAGGAAUCUUACCGGAAAGACGCAGAAAGAUGAAGAGUAUCAUUGAUGUUAAUACCGGAAAAAUAUAUAUUUUUGGUGGACAAGCUAUUGGUGCAACAGUAAUAACGUUAUUUAAUGACAUGGUCAUUUUGAAUACUGUUGAAUCUUCAUGGUUAAAUAAUCCUCCAGUUAAUUCGCCUAGUAUACGAACUGGUUAUACUGCAACAUUAUUAACAAGUGGGAUUAUUGCAUAUAUUGGUGGUAUGGAAAUGGUUGAAGUUAAUACAACAAGAUUAGUUGAUAUUAGACAAAUUUACCUUUAUGAUACAAAUUCUUUAACUUGGUCAGAGAAAGUAGGUAUAAAUAUUAUUUGUUUCACGAUUCCUAAUUAG